CAACAUGUCGACCGCGGCCGCUCCAAGAGUGUUGUCCCUUGCCAAAUCCGGUGCUAGCUUUCAAGCCAUUGCUCCCGCGAUCAGGAGCCCUUCCUUCGUGGGCUACACGAAGCAGACAUCGAACCUGUCAGGCUUGAGGAUCUCGAACAAGUUCAGGGCAUCUGCCACGCACAAGGUGAAGCUCAUAAUGCCGGACGGAGAGGAGCACGAGUUCGAGGCCCCCGACGACACCUACAUUCUCGAGGCGGCUGAGAACGCCGGGGUGGAGCUGCCCUUCUCCUGCCGCGCCGGGUCAUGCUCCACGUGCGCGGGCAAGAUGGAUAAAGGGGAGGUUGACCAGUCGGAGGGUUCCUUCCUCGACGAGAACCAGAUGGGCGAGGGGUACCUUCUGACCUGCAUCUCGUACCCCAAGGCGGAUUGCGUCAUUCACACCCACCAGGAGGAAGAACUCUACUGAGUAAUUGGCUCAUGUAUGCUUCUGGGGCGCAAUCAUCCUGGUGGAUUCGUUGUUGUUCGGUUACCUCCUGUUAUCUAGAGUUGGCUAGGUGGUAAGGUGGGGACAUAUCUUCCUGGCAGUUAGUUUGGUCUUUUGAUGAGAUCGUGAUAUAUGAUGAGUUGUGACAAUAAUUGAUGUAAAAUGGUUUAUGAAUCCGAACUGCAUUUGUUCAGA
Molecule: messenger RNA, 670 nt
Organism: Lolium rigidum
Lineage: Eukaryota; Viridiplantae; Streptophyta; Magnoliopsida; Poales; Poaceae
Product: ferredoxin, root R-B1-like
Exons: 1
Coding region: 5-457 (150 amino acids)
Biological process (GO): electron transport chain
Molecular function (GO): electron transfer activity; 2 iron, 2 sulfur cluster binding
Source: RefSeq, a predicted model, not a curated record